Telopea speciosissima is the source of this 2102-nucleotide messenger RNA. Its product is annotated as ATP-dependent zinc metalloprotease FTSH 6, chloroplastic. Lineage: Eukaryota; Viridiplantae; Streptophyta; Magnoliopsida; Proteales; Proteaceae. Gene Ontology annotation, cellular component: chloroplast thylakoid; membrane. The record is from RefSeq and is a predicted model, not a curated record. Gene Ontology annotation, biological process: proteolysis. The transcript has 5 exons. The coding region runs from base 16 to 2046 and encodes 676 amino acids. Gene Ontology annotation, molecular function: ATP binding; ATP hydrolysis activity; ATP-dependent peptidase activity.
AAUCCAUUGAGAAAAAUGUCUCCCGCCCUCUCUCUUUGUGUCUCCUACCUCCCAAUAUGUAAAUUUCCUGACCUCUCGAAGGAAACCCAGCUCCAGAAAAGCAUAACUAAAGAAAACACAUGUCUUAAAAGACCAUCGGACGCCACAUUCAGUAGGAAAAAGUUAUUAAAAUCUGCUGGUUUGGGUUUAGUUGGGGGAGGAUUUGCUCUAGUUCAGCCUGCUCAAGCUGAACCAGAGGCCCCCGUAGAUUCUACUUCGAGUAGGAUGUCAUACUCAAGAUUCUUGCAGUACUUGGAAGGAGGAGUUGUGAAGAAGGUAGACCUCUUCGAGAAUGGGACAGUUGCAAUUGCGGAGAUCUUUAAUCCUGUACUCAACAAAAUUCAGAGAGUAAAGAUACAGCUACCUGGAUUGCCUCAAGAGCUGCUGAGGAAAUUCAAAGAGAAGGAUGUGGAUUUUGCUGCCCAUACAAUGGAGGUCAACAUGGGAGCUGUUCUUCUUGAUUUGUUGGGAAAUUUGGCCUUCCCAUUGAUUUUGCUCGGAACCUUACUUUUCAGAGGAGCAGCUACCAAUAAUCCUGGGGGACCCAAUUUACCAUUUGGAUUAGGAAGGACCAAAGCUAAAUUCGAGAUGGAACCCAACACUGGAGUCACGUUUGAUGAUGUAGCUGGAGUUGAAGAAGCUAAGCAAGAUUUUCAGGAGAUUGUUGAGUUCUUAAAAAGCCCAGAAAAGUUUGCUGCAAUUGGAGCAAGAAUUCCCAAAGGUGUUCUGCUAGUCGGCCCGCCUGGGACCGGGAAGACCUUGCUGGCUAAGGCCAUUGCUGGAGAAGCUGGAGUCCCUUUCUUUUCUCUCUCUGGUUCAGAGUUCAUUGAAAUGUUUGUUGGGGUGGGGGCUUCAAGAGUGAGGGACUUAUUCAACAAAGCAAAGAUGAAUUCACCGUGCCUGGUUUUCAUAGAUGAGAUAGACGCAGUAGGAAGGCAAAGAGGAACAGGUAUUGGAGGAGGAAAUGAUGAAAGGGAGCAGACACUGAACCAGUUGCUCACUGAAAUGGAUGGGUUCAGUGGGAAUAGUGGAGUGAUUGUCAUUGCUGCUACUAAUCGACCCGAAAUUCUUGACUCAGCUUUGCUCAGGCCAGGAAGAUUUGACCGACGGGUCACUGUAGGAUUGCCAGAUGUAAGAGGAAGAGAAGAAAUCCUGAAGGUCCACAGUAAUAACAAGAAGCUUGAUAAGGAUGUCUCUCUUAGUAUUAUAGCCAUGCGGACACCAGGAUUCAGUGGCGCAGACCUUGCAAACCUAAUGAAUGAAGCUGCCAUUCUUGCUGGCAGGAGGGGCAAAGAGAAGAUAACGGUGAAAGAAAUCGAUGACUCCAUUGAUAGAAUUGUCGCGGGAAUGGAAGGAACCAAGAUGACUGAUGGGAAGAGCAAAAUUCUGGUGGCUUAUCACGAGAUUGGGCAUGCCAUUUGCGCGACAUUAACUCCAGGGCAUGACCCAGUACAGAAAGUUACUUUGAUACCUAGGGGGCAAGCCCGUGGGCUUACUUGGUUCAUACCUGGUGAAGAUCCAGCUCUCGUCUCUAAGCAGCAACUCUUUGCUAGAAUAAUAGGAGGUCUUGGAGGACGGGCAGCAGAGGAAGUAAUUUUUGGAGAACCAGAGAUUACAACUGGUGCAGCAGGAGAUCUGCAACAGAUCACUCAGAUAGCAAGACAGAUGGUAACCAUGUUUGGAAUGUCCGAGAUUGGGCCAUAUGCAUUGAUGGAUCCAGCAGUACAAAGCAGUGAUGUAGUACUGAGGAUGCUAGCGAGAAAUUCCAUAUCAGAAAAACUUGCAGAAGAUAUUGAUACAUCCAUAAGAACAAUAAUUGACAGCGCAUAUGAAAUUGCAAAGACACACAUUAGGAAUAAUCGGGAGGCAAUUGAUAAGCUAGUUGAAGUUCUGUUAGAGAAGGAAACCCUCACAGGAGAUGAGUUCAGAGCAAUCCUAUCAGAGUUCACUGCGACUCCUUUGGAUAACAUCAAUAAAAAUCCUGUCCGUGAGCUGAUCUCAGCUUAAGCACACCAACCAUUGUACACUUCUUGUAAAGAUAGAGAUCUACUGUAAUCUACAAU